Molecule: messenger RNA, 492 nt
Organism: Paramecium tetraurelia
Lineage: Eukaryota; Ciliophora; Oligohymenophorea; Peniculida; Parameciidae
Exons: 1
Biological process (GO): carbohydrate metabolic process
Molecular function (GO): isomerase activity
Source: RefSeq, a predicted model, not a curated record
AUGAACACAAUAAGAACAAUUACGUAUUAUUAAUUUUCAAAAAAGAAUUAAUAUAAAAUUUAUAUCGGCAAUGAUCAUGCAGGAUUGGAAUACAAAAAUAUAAUAAUUGAUCAUCUUAAAUAGCAAGAAUAUGACAUAAUAAAUAGAGGAACUAACACAAAACAAAGCUGUGAUUACAAUGAAAUAGCCACAGAAUUAUGCUCUGAUGUCUUGAGAGAUAAGGGAUUGGGAAUCUUAAUAUGCGGAAGUGGAGUUGGAAUGUCCAUUAUGUCAAAUAAAGUCAAAGGUAUCAGGUGCGGAUAAAUCAAUGAUUACAAUUCUGCUAAAUAAGCAGCUGAAAUCGGUUGCAACGUAAUAGCCUUAGGCUCAAGAAUAUUGGGAAUAGAAGUAGCUAAAUAAGUUAUAGAUGCAUUUUUGAAUUCAUACUAAAAUGUCCAUACAGAGAUAAAUGAAACAAUAUCCUAAAUUGAGCAGGACAAUUUUAGAAAAUGA